Molecule: messenger RNA, 1326 nt
Organism: Dermacentor andersoni
Lineage: Eukaryota; Metazoa; Arthropoda; Arachnida; Ixodida; Ixodidae
Source: RefSeq, a predicted model, not a curated record
AUGUUGUCCUCACGGUCGCCGAGAAUCGUCUGGCUCCACUGGUACACGCUGUACGCCGCGGCCUGCUUCUUCUUCUACGUCUGGUUCGAGAUCGACGUGGUGACGCGAAACGCGAUCGAACUCAGCGACACGCACAGAUUCUUCACCAAAUCUCUGCUCGUCCUACUGCACGUAGUGGUCAUCGUCAAGGCGUGCAGCAACUUUCUCACCAUGCUGCUGGGCUGCCGCAAGAUUCUCGACUUCUUUGCCAUGGCGGGCAGCUUCGAGAGGGAUGUGGACAUACCUUCUUGCAAGUGCUGCGCCCAGAAGCACUUCUUUUGGCACGACGUCGCUGGUUUCCUGACCCUAGUCGUCUACUUCGUCAGUUACACCGUGGCGCUGUUUCACCAGGAGCAGAAGGUGGACGCCGACGGCGAAAAGUGGACGAUCCGCGAGAUCGUGGACAGGGUUUGUAGUCUAUUCGCGGCCAUCCUGUUCUUCACCUACGACAGCGUCAACUUCAUCGCCCUGAGACACUCGGCCGAGGUGCUGGUCGGCUAUGUGACGCACCUUAGGGAACGCAUGGAGGACUACGUGGGCGACAGGGCGUUGCCCUGCGAGGUGGAGGCGGCCAAGGAGGUGCAGGCGAUGCGACUGCACCUUUGCACUGUGCUGGAACUGAAGAACUGCGUCAACGGCAUCUGGCAGAGGUCGGUGGUCGUGUCCAGCGUGGGCCUCUUGCUGGUGACGUGCAUCUCGCUUUACACCAUAAUCACCGAGGGGCUGCAGAGGACUGAGCUGUGGAUCGCCAUCGGCUACUCGGCUUUCAAUUCGUACGAGUUCCUCAUGCUGGCCCAAGUGAGCCAGUCCUUGUCUAAUGCUUUCCAAGAAAUCAAGAAUUCGUGCCGAAGAACUCUGACUAUGGAGCGUACAAUCAGCUACAGCCAGCAGGUGCAGUAUUUACACAACAGCAUUAACCCAGAAGACAUCAGCCUGAAUGGGAGUGACUUCUUCAAGAUCAACCUGGCUCUGCUUGUUUCUAUGGCCGGCUCAAUCAUAACAUACACGGUGAUUCUGGUGCAGACAAGUCCAGAUCUUGAGGCUACAACCACUUGCGGACCUGACUCCACAACUGUGACUACCGCACUUUCUACCUGAACAAUAAGACGAAUAAAAAGAAUAAAAUCAACAUCAAUAUGCUUUGAGCGUCUACUGCGGAGGUGUUCCAAUUUUGGCCACACCUAAGAAGAAAGCUUUGAUCCAAACUAAUGGAACAAAUCUGGAACGUUCUAGAAGACAUCUCUGCGACAUGACGCCACUCCACGUCGACAUGAACAAAACUAAGAA